Molecule: messenger RNA, 396 nt
Organism: Echinostoma caproni
Lineage: Eukaryota; Metazoa; Platyhelminthes; Trematoda; Plagiorchiida; Echinostomatidae
Source: the annotation of a GenBank genome assembly
AUGAUACCAGAUGCUUUUAGACAGUUGAUACGGAAUGUUUGGUUCAAAAAUCGCCGAGCCAAGUGGCGCAAACGUGAACGACAUUUGGAUGUGGUUCUUCGCGGUGGACUAGCCAAUCCGUUUGUACCACUGUUUCGUUCCGGUGUUCUAACACAUCCGAAUACGACGCUGGAAAACUCUGCUACCGGGGUCGCUCUGUAUGGAUCGAAUCACGGCUUAGCGUAUCAUCGAGGUGCAAUGGGAACAACUCUGAUACAACCACUAAAUCCGUACACGAUGACCUCUCACUCAUCAUCCUCAUCGCCGCCGGCAUCAGUACUGUCUUCUACCGCCCCACCACCUCCACCUUCCGCACAAACACAGGGAUCCGGCUGUCACCGAAUGCAUGCAUUCAGU